Octopus sinensis (East Asian common octopus) is the source of this 378-nucleotide messenger RNA. RefSeq lists its product as uncharacterized. Lineage: Eukaryota; Metazoa; Mollusca; Cephalopoda; Octopoda; Octopodidae. The transcript has a single exon. The record is from RefSeq and is a predicted model, not a curated record. Bases 1 to 378 code for a protein of 125 amino acids.
AUGGACAGAAAUUGGCAUCGUCAUGUUAUCAAGUACCUGUCGGAAAAGGGUUCAGCCCCCAACGACAUUUAUACUGACAAGGUUGUUACAUUAAGGGAUGACACUCCAGGAUUACCAACAGUGCAAAAGGAGGCACUUGAAUUUAAGAGAAAAUGGGAGAGUCUUGGACGUUCUGCAACUGUCACCACCGAGGAAAACAUUGAUUGUGUUCAUCCCAUGGUGAUCAAUGAGAGGCAAUUGACUAUAGAUAAAAUAUCCAAUGCUGUUAGUAUAUCCUAUGAGAGAGUUGAGAAUAUUCUGCUCAAUGAGCUUGACAUGACGAAGGUUUAUCUCAGUGGGUGCCUGUUGUGUGACGCCCCAGACGAUGAAGUAGGCUAG